Molecule: messenger RNA, 3716 nt
Organism: Chara braunii
Lineage: Eukaryota; Viridiplantae; Streptophyta; Charophyceae; Charales; Characeae
Source: the annotation of a GenBank genome assembly
CAGCUCCAAAGUUCGAUGGGCGGGAGAUCGUCUGCGACUCAAUGAAGACAGAUCCGGUUCCAUGGUUUCGCAAGUUCGAGCUCACGCUGCAGCUCCACAACGUCAAGGAACACAAGCACCACACAUACUUGUACUCUCGCUCAGGGGGCGCGUGCCAGGCUUGGUUGGACAACCUGUUGUCCAAGUACGGAGUGGUAGCCAACAACUUGCACACCAAGAUCAGUUGGGAUGAUCUGAAGGCGGCGUGCCACAAGCGGUUCCAGGUGGAGCCGCAGGAGAUCAAAGCCAUGGACAAGCUCAUGGUCUUCGAGCAAGGCACGCUGCCGAGUACGGACUGGAUUGCCAAGUACCAACGCUUGACGUCAGUCCCAGACAUCCAGAUGGGCUUCAAAGCCAUCCGCCAUUACUUCAUCUCAAGGUCAUGUCCGACAUUAAGCAAUGCCCUGACGCAUGUUGGGGACACCUUGACGACGACGGCGAAAUUGUUUGACAAGGCCGCGCAGAUCAUCAUCACGAACAAGGAGGCCAAGAACCUCCUGACAUUCGAUAUUCUCGACACGGACUUCGACAUCAUUCUGGGAAUGCCUUGGCUUGCAAGUGCGGAUCACACACUCAACUUCCAUCGGCGGAUUCUUAGCGUUCGCGACGCCUUCGGCGCGGAAGUGGCGUGUACUAUUCCUCUACCGCACCCUUCCAUCCGAUGCCAAGUGGUGACGGCCAAAUCAUUCCGGGCGACUUGCGCUUACGAGCAGCCCGAGGAGAUCGGCCUAUGUUUCCUGCGGACCGUCGCGGUAGCCGACUCUUCACCCACGGACUUGUCUUCGGAACCCCGUGUGGUGCGGUUGCUGGACGAGUUCGCGGACAUCUUCGAGCCACCUAACGGUGUGGUGCCGGAUCGGCCAAUCUCUCACGAGAUCAUCCUUGAGGCCGGUGCCGUGCCGCCAAAAGGUUGCAUCUAUCGGAUGAGCGAGGAGGAGCUUGAGGUCCUCCGCGUACAACUCGACGAUUUGUUGACCAAGGGCUGGAUCCGCCAUAGUAGCUCCCCAUAUGGAGGACCUGUUCUCUUCGUCAGGAAGAAGAACAAGGAUCUGCGACUGUGUAUCGACUAUCGCAAGCUCAACGCGCAAACCGUCAAGAAUGCGGGGCCUCUUCCUCGCAUCGACGAUCUUCUUGAGCGAUUGGGCGGCGCAAAAUAUUUUUCUAAGUUGGAUUUGAAAUCGGGAUAUCAUCAAAUCUCGAUUCAGCCGAACGCUCGCUACAAGACCGCGUUCAAGACGCGCCGAUCACUAGAGGAUCAUCUUGGGCAUCUUCGACGAGUGUUGGAGACGCUCCGCCGCGCCAAGUACAAGGCCAACCGCGACAAGUGUGAAUUUGUCCGGCAAGAGCUGGAAUACUUGGGCCAUUUUGUCACACCGGAGGGCAUCAGUCCGCUAUCGGACAAGAUUCAGGCCAUCCAAGAGUGGUCGGAGCGUCAGAACGUCCCGGAUGUCCACUCGUUCCUCGGUCUUGCCGGCUACUAUCAUCGCUUCAUCAAAGGCUACUCGAAGAUCGCGGCCCACUUGAACAAGCUUCAAUGCGAGGAUCGGCCGUUUGAUUUCGGAGAGGAGGCGCGAGGAUCAUUCUUCGCUCUCAAAGCCGCGCUAUUGUCUGCGGAGGUCUUGCGGAUGUACGACCCGCUCUUGCCUACGCACGUCACUACGGAUGCGUCAUGCUAUGGCAUUGGUGCAGUCCUCGAGCAACAUGAUGGUGUGGACUGGCACCCGGUCGAGUACUUCAUCGUGCAUUCCAUUGACGAUGCACGCAAGAAGGAGCUCCUCGCCUUCGUCCAUGCGCUCAAGCGGUGGCGGCACUUCCUCCUUGGUCGAAGCCAAUUUCACUGGGUAACGGAUAACAAUCCGCUGGUCUUCUACAAGACCCAAGACACCGUCAACAGCACCAUCGCUCGAUGGAUGGCUUUCAUCGAGCAGUUCGACUUCUUUCCCGAUCACAUUCCCGGGAACUCGAACCGUUUUGUGGAUGCUCUUUCACGGCGUCCGGAUCAUUAUAUCGCGGUCUACUCAACCUUCAAGAUCGACGAUGACCUGCAGAACAACUUCAUCCGCGGCUACCAAGCCGACCCCGGGUUUCGCGACAAGUACGCGAAUUGCUCCUCUCCUAAUCCGGCUCAUUCUCACUACCGGAUCCAAGAGGGGUACUUGCUUGUCCACACGCGGGGGAAGGACCUUCUUUGCGUACCGAGUGAUCCUCACUUGCGUACACGGCUUCUUGGCGAGUUCCACAAUGCUCCCGCCACUGAACACUUUGGAGUCAAUCGCACAAUUGGCCGACUUCGCCAGCGAUUUUGGUGGCCCGGCCUUCUCGGCGACGUCACGCCCUAUUGCGAGUCAUGUGAGGUUUGUCGAUGCUGCAAAUCUCGCAACCAUCGUCCGUACGGCGAGUUACGACCAUUGCCAGUCCCGUUGAGGGGAAGGGAAGCGAUUGCCAUGGACAUUACCGGGUCGUUCCCCAAGCACAAGACCGGAGUGGAUGGGAUUCUCACGGUGGUCGACCGACUCACCAAGUUCGCCAUGUUUUUGCCUUGUCGCUAUAAUGCCAAGGCACCAGAAUUGGCCGAGGUUCUUUACGCAGGUUGGAUUCGAACCAAGGGUUACCCCAAGGAGAUCGUCUGCGACCGCGACACUCGGUUCAUGUUCGAUUUUUGGUUGGCGCUCAUCAAGCGAUGGGGCUCAUCUUUCAAGCCCAGUCCAGCUCGCCACCCUCAGACCGAUGGCCAGACGGAGAGGGCGCAUCAGACCGCACAGGUUCUCCUUCACACUCUCAUCCGCCCCGACCAGAAGGAUUGGGUUGAGCGGCUGUCGAACGUCGAGUUGGCCUACAACUCUUCUAUCCACCCGGCUAUUGGGAUAUCGCCUUUCGAGUUCGAGCACGGCUCGCCGGUCACUUCACCGUUGGACACUAUUACUCCACGCACGGCCGAGAGCGACGACCAUCUUCUUUUCUUGCGUCACAUGCAAGAGCUUCUUGUCAAGACACGCGACCAGAUGGCUAAGACGCAGCAGCGCAUGAGCCAGCAGGCCAAUCGCCAGCGUCUUCCUUGUCCAUUCCGCGUCGAUGACCUCGUCUGGGUUUCCGCAACGGAGUUCAGCCUUGAACAAGACAUCUCUCGCAAGCUCCUUCCGAAAUGGAUGGGGCCUUGGCCGAUCGUAGCGCCCGUUGGGGACGCACCCGAAGGACCUUCCUUCACGAUUCAGCUGCCUGGCCACUUGCACGUCUACCCAGUCUUUCAUUGCUCCAAAUUGGCUCUCUACACGCCAGCGGAACAUGACGAUUUUCCCACGAGACGUACGCAAGACCCACCUUCUAUGGACGGUUUUCCGGAGGUCGGCGACAUCAUCUCCCAGCGACGCUACGGCAACAAGCCAACUGAGUAUUUGGUGCAUUUUGCAUACUGCACACUACGAGUGGACCGUUGGUUAACCCGUGCAGAACUUCAAGCAACAGCUCCAGACGUUCUCGCACGCUACAAACGCAAGAUGCAAGGCAAGCCGGUUUCUUCGGCUCCACGCCACGCCCGCGUCCAAGUUCCACCUUCAGAUCCUCGGCUCCACCCUCGCCCCGGCUUGACUUCAUAAGGAGGGGGGGGUGUUACAUGCUGCGCGUGCACACGCGGGCCAUUUUUCAGGUCCUGCGUCCUUCAGGCCAAAAGCCUGAAUUUC